UUUAAGUAAAUCUGAGUCCUGUUUCUGGUUUCAAAGGAAACCACAUGAAUUUGCACUUCUUCUCUAGUAGCUUUACCUCCUGCUCCCUGUCAACAUGCCUUUUGCUCGCAAUUUUCCGCAUUUUCUGCCUGUUUGUCUCAUAUGGGCAAUUAUUCUAAAGACUUGUUUUUCUCAAGAUGAGGAGAACAUGACCGAAUUCCUGGAUUAUAGCGGCAUUCCACAGCAGUGUGACAAAACACACAACCACCAGUUCCGCCUCUGGUUCAUGUCAACCUUCUACUCAAUCAUCAGCAUCACGGGACUGGUGGGGAACCUCUUGGUUAUCUUCACCAUCAUCUACUUCCACCGCCUGAAGACCAUGACGGAUGUAUACCUGCUGAACUUGUCAUUUGCCGAUCUGGUAUUUGCACUCACGCUCCCCUUUUGGGCAGCCAACUCCAUGGCAGAGUGGGUGCUGGACAUUGCCAUGUGCAAGAUCAUGCAUACAUUUUAUAAGGUUACCUCUUACAGCAGCAUGCUGCUUCUCUGUUUAAUCAGUGUGGAUAGGUACUUUGUCAUAGCAAAGGCUGUUUCUGCUCACCGACUCCGUAACCGAGCAAUGUUCUUUAGCAAGGUGUUGUCUGUUUUUGUCUGGAGCCUCGCUUUGAUUUUUUCCAUACCAGAAAUGAAAUACACCACAGUCAUUAAUGACACCUGUACACCUUUCACCAGUACAUCUGACCCACUGCUGAUAGUUUUCCAGACAAGCCAGAUUGUUGUAGCGUUUGCCCUUCCACUCUUGGUCAUGAGCUUCUGCUACAGCAAAAUUGUACAUAUCCUUUGUCGGGCUCGAAACUUUCAGCGAAAUAAGGCUGUCAAGGUCAUUCUUGUUGUGGUAGUUGUCUUUGUGGUCUGUCAGCUUCCAUACAAUGUGCUCUUGUUUUGGACAACACUUGUCGUCGCAAACGGUGGCAAUACGGACUGCAAGUAUGAAAAUGACCUCCUGUACGCUACUGAUGCCACUCAGUGUGUGGCUUUCCUACGGUGUUGUCUUAACCCCUUUGUGUAUGCAUUUAUUGGUGUUAAGUUUCGCCAUGACCUUAUCAGACUACUAAAGAAAUUGGGUUGUGUGAGUCAGGCGAUGUUUGUCAAGUAUAACUAUAGCACAAGAAGCAGCUCCACUGCCGUAGAAACCAACGUCUAGAGUUGUAAUGUCCCCCCAAAAGACAGUCGAGACCACAUUUUGGAAGUGUUGGUUCUACUCCCAAAGGUCUUGCACUGCUGGCCAAGUAUUUGCACCCCUGCAAUUCUAUCAGACAAUGCUAAAUUUCUCCCACAAAGUGAUUGCAAUUUUAAAUGCUUUAGAAGUAAUAUCUUUAUUUAUUUUGCUUGCAAUGAAAAAACACAAAAGAGAAUGAAUUAAAAAAAAAAAUCAUUAUGAUUUUACACAAAACUCAAACAAAGGGCCGGACAAAGUAUUGGCACCCUCAGCCUAAUACUUGGUAGCACAACCUUUAGACAAAAUAACUGCGAACAACUGCUUCCGGUAUCCAUCAAUGAGUUUCUUACCACAGGUGUUUUAUGGGAUUCAGGUCUGGACUCAUUGCUGGCCACUUUAGAAGUCUCCAGUGCUUUCUCUCAAACCAUUUUCUAGUGCUUUUUGAAGUGUGUUUUGGGUCAUUGUCCUGCUGGAAGACCCAUGACCUCUGAGGGAGACCCAGCUUUCUCACACUGGGCCCUAUAUUAUGCUGCAAAAUUUGUUGGUAGUCCUCAGACUUCAUAAUGCCAUGCACAAAUAGGCAGAUCUACUAUUCAGGCAAAGUAGCCAAACGCCUUAGGCCCCCAACCAGUAGGGGGCCCCCAACCAGCUGCCCUUGCUCCAACGAGCAACGGCUUGGGCCACCAGAGCCAGCAGCACCCCCAACUAUUCGUCAUGUAUAAGUAUGUCAGCAUACCAAACAAGCAAAUAACAAAACAAAAAAGAAAGCCAUUUGAAUGCUGCAUUUAUAUUAUCUCUCCCUGCACUACAAUGGACUGUUCCACGACGACGGACUGCGUAUCAGUCGCUUAGCUUCAUUUAGCGCCGUUUAGCUUCGCUGAACUCCGUUUAGCAUCGCUUAGCUCCACUGUUCAUUAGCUUCACUUAGUUCUCCCGUGUUUUUCACGCCACUAAGCUCGCUAUUUUUGCAGCAUACUUGCUACUUUGCAUGUCGGCUAUCAUUUAUUUCGAACACAUGAGCGAAUGUGAUCUCCAUGAGAGCCAAAGUGCUGUGAGCGAGGGUCUUCAGUGUUCUGUUUACUUUCCAUUCUUUUGCACUAGCAAAUGCUAUCAGCAUUUAACCUCAUUGUUUAUUUGUGAUUAUUGUUAUUUACAUGAUUAUUUGUACUUUAAUAAAAUAUUUAAGUGUUCCAAAAUGGUUUUGUGAAUAAAUAAGCGUCAACAAAAAUUUAAUUGCUAAAUUAAUAAUAGAUUUGUUGACUAAUCGUAAAACUAGUCGGCUGACUAAUCAGGAGAAAAUUUGUCGUUUAGGACAGCCCUAGUGUACCGGAACAUAUUUCCUCCACACACUUCUCACUUUUUUAACCCUGACCCAUGAAGAGGGCCCCUGGAUAUGUUCGCCUUAGGCCCCAAAAUUGCCAAGUCCGCCACUGCAUGCACACGGUCAAGCAGUCCAGUGCCAGAAGCAGCUAAAGCAACCCCAAAACAUCAGGGAACCCCUGCCAUGUUUGACUGUGCGGACCGUGUUCUUUUCAUUGAAGGCCUUGUUUUUUUUUUUUCCUGUAAACUCUAUGUUUUUUUCCCAAAAAGCUCUACUUUUGCUUCAUUUGACUAGAGAACAUUCUUCCAAAAUGUUUUUGGCUUUCUCAGGUAUGUUUUGGCAAACUCCAGCCUAGACUUUUUAUGUCUCUGGGUCAGAAGUGGGGUCUUCCUGGCUAUCCUACCAUAGAGUCCCUUUCCAUUCAGACGCCGACGGAUAGUACGGGUUGACACUGUUGUACCCUCGGAAUGCAGGACAGCUUGAACUUGUUUGGAUGUUAGUCGUGGUUCUUUAUCCACCAUCCGCACCAUCUUUCGUUGAAAUCUCUCGUUAAUUUUUCUUUUCCGUCCACAUCUAGCCACAGUGCCAUGGGCUUUACACUUAUUGACGACACUGUGCACAGUAGACACAGGAACAUUCAGGUCUUUGGAGAUAGACUGGUAGACUUGAGGUUGCCCAUGCUUCCUCACAAUUUUGCUUCUCAAGUCCUCAGACAGUUCUUUGGUCUUUUUUUCUUUUCUCCAUGCUCAAUGUGGUACACACAAGGACAGAGGUUGAGUCAACUUUAAUCCAUUUUAAACGGCUGCAAAUGUGAUUUAGUUAUUGCCACCAACUGUUAUUUGCCAAAGGUUAAGUAACGGGUGCUGUUAACUGUUAAAUACACAAAUUAGAGAAGCAUCACAUGAUUUUUCAAAGGGUGCCAAUACUUUUGUCUGGCCCAUUUUUGGAGUUUUGUGUAAAAUGAUAAUGAUUUAAAAUUUUUCGCAUUCUCUUUUGUGUUUUUUCAUUGCAAGCAAAAUAAAUGAAGAUAUAACUACCUAAGCAUAUGUAAUUGCAAUCAUUUUCAGGGAGAAAUUGAGCAUUAUCUGACAGAAUUGCAGGGGUGCCAAUACUUUUGGCAAGUAGUGUAUUUCGAUCUCGGACUGAUUAUUACUUGGACCGUGCUGCACUUGCUUGUUUAUUUUCAAACUCUUUGAGUUAGCAGACAUUUGCCAAGUCAUGCGUGCUGUUAUUGUUUAAGUGAACAAUUAGACAUACGCUAUAAUCAAUUCUCUUCAUCGAUAAAACCAAUGUGUAAAAAAUGGAGAAUAAAACUUGCUUUGUAAUGAUUGUAUUGUUGUUUUUGUUUGAUGUCAUGUAUUCUGUAAAAUGCUCUUAUUACAUGAGUAAGUGCUUUGAAAGCACACUAUCAAUUAUGUUAGGUAGAGUGGUUUUCAUUUCAUUUUAAAGUGUCUUUAGCUAAUACAAAACAAAAGUGGCUAUUUUUUUUUUUUUAUUCUUCAUCUUUGAAAAUCAAUGAUUUUUUUUUUGUAGAAUGCA
This is a messenger RNA of Corythoichthys intestinalis (scribbled pipefish), 4058 nucleotides long. RefSeq names its product chemokine (C-C motif) receptor 7 (gene ccr7). Gene Ontology annotation, biological process: positive regulation of cytosolic calcium ion concentration; immune response; G protein-coupled receptor signaling pathway. Gene Ontology annotation, molecular function: C-C motif chemokine 19 receptor activity; chemokine (C-C motif) ligand 19 binding; chemokine (C-C motif) ligand 21 binding. Gene Ontology annotation, cellular component: external side of plasma membrane; membrane. The coding region runs from base 95 to 1183 and encodes 362 amino acids. The record is from RefSeq and is a predicted model, not a curated record. Lineage: Eukaryota; Metazoa; Chordata; Actinopteri; Syngnathiformes; Syngnathidae. The transcript is spliced from 3 exons.